Molecule: messenger RNA, 3186 nt
Organism: Helianthus annuus (common sunflower)
Lineage: Eukaryota; Viridiplantae; Streptophyta; Magnoliopsida; Asterales; Asteraceae
Product: lipoxygenase 1, chloroplastic
Exons: 8
Coding region: 265-2961 (898 amino acids)
Biological process (GO): lipid oxidation
Molecular function (GO): protein binding; oxidoreductase activity, acting on single donors with incorporation of molecular oxygen, incorporation of two atoms of oxygen; metal ion binding
Source: RefSeq, a predicted model, not a curated record
GACCAAACUGUUCUCUAGACUCUACAAUUCGCACUAUAAACGUGCGUCACAUAGUUGUAGUGGAUCAUUGACCACUGCUAUUUAUAGUGGUCGUCACCCUCAAUCAUCUUCAUCAUCAUCAUCAUCAUCAUCAUCAUCUCCAUUAUAAAACUAACUCUAUGUAGUCUAUCCCCUUAUUCCCCUGUAUCCCUUUAUAUAAUAAUAAUAUAACAAAAAAUAAUAAUAUUACUUAACCCCAAUUCCACUGUACACCAAUCUGUAACCAUGGCUCUAUCUAAACAACUCAUGGGUUGUUCCCUGACAGAAAAAUCACAGUUUCUUUCUUCAAACAUUCUCAAAUCGAUCAAUUAUAGCUCGAAUCAGGUGUCGGUGAGUCCAAAGAGGUGUGUUCGAACGAGGGUUCCGGUUGUGAAGGCGGCGAUCAGUGAAGAUCUUAAAGAUCUGGCUAAGUUUGUGAACGCGGAAAAGGCGGUUACGUUCAAGGUGAGAGCUGUGUUGACUGUGAGGAAUAAGUACCAGGAGGAUUUUAAAGAGACUCUUGUCAAGAAAUUUGAUGCGCUUGCUGAUCAGAUCGGGAGGAAUGUUGUGCUCCUGGUUCAUAGUGUCGAUAUUGAUCCGAAAACAAGGGCUCCAAAGAAAAGCAAAGAAGCAGUGUUAAAAGACUGGUCAGAAAAGUCAAAUCUGAAAUCUGAGAAGGUUAAUUACACAUGUGAUAUAUUAGUGGGUUCAGAUUUUGGGAUCCCAGGAGCAAUUAGCAUAAGUAAUAAGCACCAAAAAGAGUUUUAUUUGGAGAGUAUUACGAUCGAAGGAUUCGCAUGUGGGCCCGUUUAUUUCCCUUGCAAUUCAUGGGUUCAAUCCACUAAUGAUCAUCCUAAUCCCAGAAUCUUCUUCUCUAAUCAGCCGUAUCUGCCAGAUCAGACGCCAGCUGGACUUAAGUUACUAAGAGAAAAGGAGCUUACGUAUUUAAGAGGUGACGGGAAAGGAGUCAGGAAGUUAUCAGACCGAAUCUAUGAUUAUGAUGUUUACAAUGAUCUCGGAAAUCCUGACAGGGGAAGUGAGUUUAGUAGACCAAUAUUAGGUGGUCAAAAGAUCCCAUACCCAAGACGUUGUCGUACGGGCCGCUUACCUAGUGACACCGAUAUUUUAUGUGAGAGUCGAGUGGAGAAGCCUUUUCCGUUGUAUGUUCCAAGAGACGAACGAUUUGAAGAAUCGAAACGAAUUACUUUUUCAACAAGUCGGUUAAAGGCAGUGCUACAUAAUCUUUUACCCUCAAUGGUGGCUAAUAUUUCGAAAAAACACGAUUUCAAGGGGUUCUCGCAAAUCGAAUCUCUUUACAGUGAAGGAGUCCCUCUCAAAUUCGGGCUUCAAGAUGAUCUCUUGAAAAAGCUCCGGUUGCCGAAUAUAGUAUCUAGCCAAGGUGGCGGUCUACUCAAAUUCGAUAUCCCCAAGAUUCUUUCAAAGGACAAAUUCGCAUGGUUACGUGAUGAUGAAUUUGCUCGCCAAGCACUUGCAGGGGUCAACCCGGUCAACAUAGAGAAGCUUAAUGUUUUCCCACCAGUGAGUCAACUCGACCCUGAAAUCUAUGGCCUACAAGAGUCUGCUCUCAAAGAAGAACACAUUUCUGGCUAUCUUAAUGGGCUCACCGUACAACAGGCUAUGGAGGAAAACAAGCUAUUCAUAAUUGACCACCAUGACGUAUAUUUACCGUUUCUUGACCGAAUAAACGCACUUGACGGGCAUAAGACAUAUGCAACCCGCACCAUAUUUUACUUGAACGAAUCGGGCACACUUAAGCCUGUUGCAAUCGAGCUUAGCUUACCACGACAAUCAAAGCGUGUGGUCACACCUCCAAUAGACGCCACUAGCAACUGGACCUGGUUGCUCGCUAAAGCCCAUGUUUGCUCUAACGAUGCUGGCGUUCACCAGCUCGUAAACCACUGGUUACGGACACACGCAACAAUGGAACCGUUUAUAUUGUCUGCGCAUAGGCAAUUGAGUGCAAUGCACCCGAUUUUUAAGCUUUUGGACCCACAUAUGAGGUACACGCUAGAAACCAAUGCGAUUGCGCGCCAAAACUUAAUUAACGCUGAUGGCGUCAUAGAACAAGGUUUUACGCCGGGACGUUACGCGAUGGAAAUAAGCGCUGCCGCUUAUAAAAACUGGCGGUUUGAUUUAGAAGGACUCCCAGCUGAUCUCAUUAGAAGGGGUAUGGCGAUCCCGGACCCAAGUCAGCGACAUGGACUCAAGCUUUUAAUCGAAGACUACCCGUACGCUUCUGACGGGCUCUUAAUCUGGGAAGCGAUACAAAAUUGGGUCCGAACCUAUGUAACGCAAUACUACCCGGACGCAUCUUUCGUAUGCAACGACAGCGAGCUCCAAGCGUGGUACGCUGAGUCAAUCAAUGUGGGCCACGCUGAACUUCGCAAUGAGACAUGGUGGCCCACGUUGGCUAACGUCGAGGACCUGACCGCCAUCCUAACCACCGUCAUUUGGUUGGCGUCAGCCCAACACGCGGCGCUUAACUUCGGUCAGUACCCAUACAGCGGCUACAUACCGAACCGGCCACCGCUAAUGCGUCGAUUGAUUCCCGAUGAAAUGGACCCUGAAUACGCGAGCUUUCUUGAAGACCCGCAAAACUACUUCCUCUCUGCGAUACCGAGCAUGUUACAGUCUACUAAAUUCAUGGCGGUGGUCGAUACGUUAUCUACACAUUCGCCUGAUGAGGAGUAUAUCGGUCAGAGACAACAAACCGACACGUGGACCGGGGAUGCGGAAAUGGUGGAAGCAUUUUACAUGUUUUCGACGGAGAUUAAGAGGAUUGAGCAGGAGAUUGAGAGAAGGAAUCGGGACACGAGUUUGAAGAAUCGGUGUGGUGCGGGAGUUUUGCCGUAUGAGCUUCUUGCGCCGAGUUCACAGCCUGGUGUUACUUGUCGAGGGGUUCCGAAUAGUGUAUCGAUUUGAAUCGGUUUCGUGGGUGUAGGAUUGUAGGUGUAUGUGUAGGUUUAGGUGUGUGUUUGUAAUGUAUCAUGUAAUGAAGCUGUCAAUAAGUUGCAAGAUUAUGUGGUCUAGGGAUCUAGUGCAAGUGUGUAACAUCCAGUGUGUUAGUUAUGUUGUAGCUUGUAAAAUUGUAUUAAUUUGAUAUUAAUAAAACUUGAGAAAAGGGAACAUGUGAAAUUACUUAUCCCA